AUGUCCGGGAAUUCGAAUUGCACCGUUUACGUUGGGAACGUGGACGAGAGAGUAAGCGACAGGGUUUUGUAUGAUAUCUUAAUCCAAGCUGGAAGAGUAAUCGAUCUACACAUUCCUCGCGAUAAAGAAACCGAUAAACCCAAAGGCUUCGCAUUCGCCGAGUACGAGUCUGAAGAAAUCGCCGAUUACGCCGUCAAGCUCUUCUCCGGUCUCGUCUCUCUCUACAAUAGAACUCUCAAAUUCGCUGACAAAGCAUCUGCAAAUUCAGGUCACAGAACGAGACCUCAGCCUCUGAAUUUCGAGAAUUCGGAUCGUUCUCAUCAUCACCAGUCUGAGAGAUUCUCGUCACAAUUGGUUUCUCCACCUUCUUCUCUGCCUCUUGACUACACUCAAGAGCCACCUCCACCAGGAGUAUCUACGCACUCGAACGGAGCAAGUUUGGAGUACCAUUCAAGACCACGUCGCUACUAA
Microthlaspi erraticum is the source of this 471-nucleotide messenger RNA. The record is from the annotation of a GenBank genome assembly. NCBI's taxonomy places the organism in Eukaryota, Viridiplantae, Streptophyta, Magnoliopsida, Brassicales, Brassicaceae.